This is a messenger RNA of Tuber melanosporum (Perigord truffle), 3925 nucleotides long. RefSeq lists its product as uncharacterized. The record is from RefSeq and is a predicted model, not a curated record. Lineage: Eukaryota; Fungi; Ascomycota; Pezizomycetes; Pezizales; Tuberaceae. The transcript has 3 exons. Bases 788 to 3271 code for a protein of 827 amino acids.
CAUUCACGAACACAUCUUCACUUUGUCGAAUCGGGGUGUUAGUUUUGUUGCUGCCUUUACGGUGACAUUUGGUGUGUGUAUUUGCAGCCCUCACAGUUCGUUCAUUGCCUUGCUUCCCCGCACCGCACGGGGUCAGCAGAACUGCCUGUGUACCUCCUUCCAGGUACCGUCCCCAGCCUGCCGCGCUUCAAGAUCUCCGGCAGGCAUCAGAGUACCCUCCUCCGAAACCUUCUCCCAAAAGCUACAACGCCCCGAACCCAUUUUUCCCAUUUUUCCCUUUCCAUCUUCGCUUCAUCGGACUUAUCAUACCAGUAAAAUAAAACGGCCGAGGGCUGAGCUAUCUCUGUUGUGUUACAGCAGCGAGAGGAAAAAAGGGAAAAAAGAAAGAAAAAGAAGGGAAAAAAAGAAAAGGCUCUUUUCUCCCUCGUGCUGCUAAACUACGCCUGCCUGGCUAGGUUUUGCUGGUCCCGCACCGCACCGGUCAUCCGAGCCUCACCCGUUGCGAGACCGUCUUUUCUUCGUCGACUGAGCUCUCUUCCUUCCACAAGUGCUGUCCGAUUGCGCAUUAUCCAUAGCGUUGAAGGGGUACCGGUACAGUGUUCUGCGCUAUUAUCUUGCAUGCUUGGUAACGCGCCUACGAGACAUUCAUCACGGUUCCCUCCUCCCUCUUCCCACAGUCAUCCGCACACGGGCCGCCCGCUGUUUUACCCGCCCAUACCCCGUCGCCACGGCGUCCAUAGUUCAUCUCUUCGACCAUCUUUCUCUCCAAGUCCAUCGCGCUUGGGCCAUGGACGAAAUGGAGAUCGCUUCGUCUGCUUCUUCCCGCGGGCCCGAGAUCCUCUCCAAUCCCGUGAUCAUUGAAUCCAUUCUUCCGGCCCUUGAGCAUAUGAAUGAUAUACUCUCCCUUUUACUUGUUUCUCGCCAAACCUACCUGCUUGUCAACCCCCUGCAUCCGUUUUCUGCUCGCAAACUAUCGUUCGCAGACCUUGCGCAUGUUAAGAAUAGGCAUAUCAUUGAGUUCCUGUAUCGUCCACUUGGGGGCGUUCAGAUAAAUAGUAGACGUCGGCUGCUUGAAGAUGGCCGUACGGUAACUGUUUCUGGAGGUUUAGAGAAGGGGUAUGUUGGUGCCUGGAGGUUCCUCAAUAGCAUCGACCUGUCCGGAACCGGUAUAACCACCAGGCUUGUCAAGCUCCUCAUCGCUGCCACGGCUGGUGGAAAGAUCCCUGGACUUCUUCCCGAUAGAUCCUUGGAUCGAGCUCCGACAAACGAGAUGGAACAUGAUACCUACACCAGUAGAACAGGGCUCUUCUCCAAGGAGUUUGAGUCCAUAUCAGGGGGCGCAUACAGGCUACUCGCUGAUCAGUCCUUGCGUCUUGAGAAGUUGUGUGUGACCGGUUGCCCGGGGGUUGAAAUUGGGGAGAUAAACUCGUUUCUUAAAAAGAUCCUCGUUGUUGUGACCGCUCCCAAACGGAGGGAAUUGAGGUUGAAGGCUACUCAACAGCUUGCAGCGGCUCAGCAGCAGCAAAACGGGGGUAACGCGGGUGCGGCAACUAACAAUGCGGGCUUUGCUGCUAUCCAGCAAAACCCCCAGGUCCAUGCACAGGCGCAAGCACAAGCACAACAACAGAAUGAGGAUCUUAGUACUGUCCCCUCUCCGCUUCCCGCGACUGUCGAAGAGCUCGAGGAGUUUGGGCUCCCAUGUUUAUCGUUGAGACGGCUUGAGCUAGCUAAUGUGGCUGGUCUAUACGUGGACCCUCCUGAGAAGUAUAGAGGGAAAAAGGAAUGGCAAUAUGCUAAAGAGUGUCCAUUCGGGAGAAAUGUUGGAGGGCUGAAUUCUAUUGCGGGAUGUCUGGGGAUUGAUGUCGAUGUGCUCUUCUGCCAGGGUGCGGGCUGCGCUACUAGUUUUGAUAAUUCAAGGUGGAGACUCUCGCAUGCUGAGGGCGAGGAGACGCACUUUAUAUAUGAUGACGAAUUUGAUGUUUCCACUUUAGCCUCUAACCCAAACAACCAGACGGAGAAUCUUUCACAGGCGUCUGGCAGCAGUGCCGCCGCCGGCAUGGCGGGGGAUAGUUCUCAUCAUAAUAAUGGAUCCAGGAACCCGCGCAAGACCUAUCACUACCCUCUACCAAGACUUCCGGGCGAGCGUAUACUUAUCCUAGAUGAUGGAAGGGUAUUUAGGAUUCCCAGGCAUGCUAUCCCAGCCCCACCGACAGCCCAACAACCUCAGCAACAGCAGAAUGUUCCAGCGCCAGUAGCCCCAGCCCAACUUUUGGCUGCUCCAGGCCUGGGCCAAGGCCAAGGUAAUGCACUCAACGUUGGUCCCGGUGGUGGCGGAGGUGGAGCUGCGGUGGGAGGGGUGGCUGGAGGUGGGGGUGGUAUCGCUCCAAGCAAUUCUCAGGGGUGGUCUGCUGGACAGUUUCUACAGGAUCCUGCACAGUAUGGUCUGGGUGCGGUGGGGAGUGCAAUGCCAAAUACUAGCGCGCUAGCCCACAUAUCGCAGAUAGCGGGAUUGCAUGGUAUUCAAGGCCUAACAGCUGUCGCCGAUGCGGCAUCACAGAUAAUCACUGGGGGCGGGACAGGAGCACCAGACGAUCCCGCAACGCUUGGCCAACAGCAGGGGCAGCCUCCCCUGACUCCGAGCCCCGCGACCGAUGGUGUGCUCUCUCCGAAUAGUUCACCAGAUACACCGGCCGCGGGCCCAUCCGCGACAGCUACCGCCCAGCCAGCCAACACCCCUGGCGACGUGGCGAACGCGAGUCCAGGUGAUGGAAUGAACACCGCCCUUCUAGACCUGAUGGCAGCAGUUCAAGCCAGCACGCCACCCUUCGGCCCGACGUCAGCAGACCCCAGCUCUCCAGGGGGAGGCAUAGCCCCAGCAGCCACUGGCGUUGGUGGAUUUCUACCUCAGAUCCCCCACAACCACCAAAACAUCUUUGCGCAAAGCAACUUUGCCCAACAGCAGCAACCAAUGGCCCAAGCAAAUAUGCAUAACCACUUCCAUCACCCUGCUAUACCUCCCCCCCCUCAGCAAACUCACAACCAAAAUCAGCCAGCCCCAGGCAUAGGAGUCUCGCUCGGACCUCGGCGUCGCAAUAACUCCCCGGGAGGUAGGACCGGUAGUGGGGCUGCGGCUGGUAGGCCUGGACGUAGGAUUGCAAUGCUAGAUGGGCCAAGGGGUUUGUGCGAAGGUUGCGGUAGGGAGGUCUGGCUUUGCGAGAAUUGUAAUAGGUACUGGGUCGUUACGUGUGGUGGGUGUGCUAGUCGCGUCUGAUUUUUUCCCCUCAACCGUCCCGUUCUUUCUGCCAUCAAAAACGAUAAACGCGCUAGCUUUCAAGAAGGUAUAAUAAUAGUCCUUUACUUGCCAUCUCUUUUUUCUUUUCUUCCUUUCUUCUACUCUCCUUGAUUUGAAGUGAUGAUGAAACACAAAAAAAAGGUUUAUUUCUCGCUUCUCCGGAAAUGUCAUUUUGUUUUUGUUUGCUCCCCACAGCUAUCAUUUCCGCAGGGGAUUUGUCUACUUCUCCCUCAUUUCCUCCCCAGCCACAUUAAAAUUGGCGCUGGAUACUGUGUAUCUUGUUUUCUGUUCGUCUGUUUUUCUCUCAUUUUCUUGGCACCAUAAUUCGUGAGUUGCCUUAUGUGUAAAACUACUGAUGGCGAAAACUCACACAUGUAUGAAAAAAAGGAGUCUCCCAGUUAUGCUGGUGGGGAUUGCACGUUGCCUUUUCUUUUUCUCUUUUUCCUUUGUUCGUGUUCUUUAAUUUCUUAGAUGGGAAUCGGGAGUUGGGUUCUUUUUUUCAUCAUAUUUUUUUUCUUUUCUCAUUCUACUUUUUGAACCCUCUGGAUUGUAGUUAAGUUGGGUUAGUCUCCGUGGGAUUGACCGAUCGAUUGGAUGGAUGGAUGACUCAAUGAAACUGCGCAUUUGCUAUGG